Mytilus trossulus (common blue mussel) is the source of this 885-nucleotide messenger RNA. RefSeq lists its product as uncharacterized. The record is from RefSeq and is a predicted model, not a curated record. Lineage: Eukaryota; Metazoa; Mollusca; Bivalvia; Mytilida; Mytilidae. The coding region runs from base 1 to 885 and encodes 294 amino acids. The transcript has a single exon.
AUGGAUCUUAACGGAGUACCACAGCCUCAGAUGAACUGGGAUUCAACAAAUCUAGUUGAUACUUGGAAAAAAUUCAAACAACACGUGGGACUCAUCCUCGAUGGACCGCUCGCCGAAAAAGACGAGAAGGUAAAAAUUACUUAUCUACUAUUGUGGGUUGGUGAAAAAGGAAGAGAUAUUUAUAACACAUGGCAAUUAAGUGAAGACGAUACAAAGAAACUUUCUGUUCAUUUUGACAAGUUUCUUACAUAUGUUCAACCAAAGCAGAACUCUUUACUUGCAAGGUGUAAAUUUAGAUAUGAAACACAAAGUAGUGACACUGUUGAGCGGCUUAUUACUCGACUGAAGCUCAUUGCUAAAGACUGUAAUUUUAAGGACACUGACGAGAUGAUCAGAGACAGUCUUAUUUUCGGGACAAGUUCGCCUAAAGUGAAGGAGAAACUCUUAAACGAAGGUGACACAUUGACAUUGGAAAAAGCUAUUCAGAUCGCGCAGGCAUUUGAGUAUAGCCAAAGACAAUUAAAGGAGAUGAAAAAUUUAGAACCGUCUACAGUCGUACACGAAUUAAAUCUUCCGAGACACUCGCAGUAUAACAGUGCCUCAUCUAGGAAGAAAUACAAGACGUCUGACCGAACUAGGACGGGUCCAGUCAACCAAGAUCGAGUUAAAGUCGAGCCUCAUCGUUAUUCUUCACAGCAAGGAUGUGGCAAUUGUGGGAGAAGACACUCCAAACACGAAGAAUGUCCGGUGAAGGGAAAGAAGUGCAACAGUUGCCAAAAGUGGAAUCAUUUUGCCCAAGUAUGCAGAUCCAAACAAAGGGUAGACGAAGUAGUGCUAGACACAGAUAGUGACAGUGACCAAGAGUUUUUUUUAUUGAUUGUAUAA